AUGCCGGUGACGGACUACCAGGGCUCAACCUCCUCGCCCUUCUCCUUCGGCCGCUCGCUGCUCUCGCUGCGCAGGGACACCACCGCCAUCAUGCCGUCGGGCGAGGAGGCCGACCUCGAGGCGUUCCAGCGCCACGUCGCGUCGACGCUCGCGGAGCUGCUGCCCGCGGCGGACGCCGGGACCGGUGCCGGCGACGCCUCCGCCUCCGCCUCCGCCGCCGCCGCUGCCGCCGCCGCGGCGUCGGGCGAGGAGUUCCUCUCCGCCGCGUGGAUCCGCCGCUUGCUGGAGGCCUUCGUGCUGUGCCAGGAGGAGUUCCGCGUCGUGGUGGCCCAGGCGCGGCGCCGCGCCGGGGCGCAGCUGCCCGCGGCCGCCGAGAGGAUGGUGGCCGAGUUCCACGAGCGCGCCGUCAAGGCGCUCGACGUCUGCAACGCGGCGCGGGACGGCGUGGACCAGGUGCGCCGCUGGGAGCGCCUCGCCGACAUCGCGGCCUCCGCGCUGGGGGCCCCCGGGGAGGUCCGCGAGGGCCAGCUCCGCCGCGCGCGCAAGGCGCUCACAGACCUCUCCGCGCUCCUCGUCGACGACGCCGCCGCGGCGUCGGGGGCCGGCGGCGUCGCCUCCUUCCUCUCCUCCCACCGGAACCGCUCCUUUGGCCGCGCGCGGGCCUCCCCGUCGCGCACCGCGGGCUCCGCCGCCGCGGCAUCCGCGACUGCCUCCCACUUCCGCUCCCUCUCCUGGAGCGUGUCCCGCACCUGGUCCGCCGCGCGCCAGCUGCAGGCCAUCGGGGCCGGGCUCGCCGCGCCGCGCGCGCACGAGGCGGGCCUCGCCGCCCCCGUCUACUCCAUGGGCUGCGUGCUCCACCUCACCGCCUGGGCGCUCGUCGCCGCCGUCCCGUGCCCGGACCGCGGCAACGCGCUGCAGGCCCACCACCUGCCGGCCGCGCCGCCGCGCGCCGCGUUCCCCUGGGCGCCGCCUCUCCUCGCCCUGCAGGAACGCCUCGCCGAGGAAGGCAAGCGCAAGGACAGGCGCCAUUCCUGCGGCCUGCUCAAGGAGAUCCAUUCGCUCGAGAAGUCCACGCAGAAGCUCGCCGAGGCAAUCGACGCGGCCCCGAUCCCGCUCUUCGGCGACAGGGAGAACGACGUGCGGGAGGCUGCCGCGGAGCUCGCCGCCGUGUGUGAAGCCAUGAGGGACGGCCUGGAGCCGCUGGAAAGGCUGGUGCGCGAGGUGUUCCACCGCAUUGUGCGCAGCCGUGUCGAUGGCCUCGAUUCAUCCAUGCACAAUGCCGACUGA
This is a messenger RNA of Miscanthus lutarioriparius, 1287 nucleotides long. Lineage: Eukaryota; Viridiplantae; Streptophyta; Magnoliopsida; Poales; Poaceae. The record is from the annotation of a GenBank genome assembly.